Mytilinidion resinicola is the source of this 2262-nucleotide messenger RNA. RefSeq lists its product as uncharacterized. The transcript is spliced from 2 exons. The record is from RefSeq and is a predicted model, not a curated record. Bases 1 to 2262 code for a protein of 753 amino acids. Lineage: Eukaryota; Fungi; Ascomycota; Dothideomycetes; Mytilinidiales; Mytilinidiaceae.
AUGACUGAUAAGCCAUGGUAUCUUGAUUCAUCUGACACUGAAGACAACUCAGACCUUUGCUCGACCUGUUGCGGAAUUCACUUUGAAUGGCUUCUUCGUCACGAUCUCGAACGCAAAAAAUGGCAGAGGCACGUCUCAGGAGGCUCUAAAAACGAUCAGCCUCGUCAAAUCAAGCUGUAUUGGCAAGGCCAAUGGACAGACUUUGUCGUACCUGAAAUACCCGCAAUCCCUCUCGGACUGCUAAGUGACAUCUUUUCGAAGUCAAACAGCUGCAAGUUCUGCAAUCUUGUCAUCUUGGCAAUCGCUGUCAAGUACGAAACCAGUCCCGAGGAUCUGCAAUCUAUCAACAUCGAUGCCUAUCCCUUCCCACUGAUUUUCUGCUCGCUAGGCACACGCAGAAAAAGAAAUGCCGAAGAUGAGGUGUACGAUUUGGUCAUCUCCCUCGGGACCAUUCGAGACUUCCAUGUCUUUGACAACAUAUCCCUACAACGGCUCCAGGAACAUCGCGUGCCAUGGGAGGGCGCCCGGGUCCAUGAGCAGAUCAAUUUCGAGGAUGCACGAGAUUGGGUAACUCAAUUCAAACCCACGCAUUCAGAUCCAGGCGCUGUGGAUGACCCCCUGGACGGGUUCCGGCUCAUUGACAAUACGAAAGCAAAUGAUGGUCGCCUAAGACGCCCAGGAAGUUUAGCUUCGAUCGACGGAGGGCUACCUCUGACAAUAGCAGAUGCCAUGCUCUUCGUGUCCGGCAUCGGCGAGCGCUACCUGUGGGUGGACAGUCUUUGCAUUGUUCAGGACGACGAAGCUACAAAAACGAUCCAGAUCAAUGCCAUGGAUCGGAUAUACACGUCCGCCAUGGUCACAAUAGUGGCCAUGUAUGGCUCUAGUUGCCACGCUGGUCUCCCUGGAGUGCGACCAAACAGUGGCCGAUGGAAGCAACACCUCGUCAAUGUUCGCGGUAUAACGCUAGCUAAUAGUCAGACUAUCAUUCCUACAUCUGGUCCAAAGGACUGGACUACGCGUGGAUGGACGUACCAAGAACACACUCUGUCAAGGCGAUUGAUCUUCUUAGCCCAUGAUGGUAUUCAAUACGAGAGUGAAGAUGGCAUCACCACAGAAGACAUCCACCAGCCUUUUCAUCACGCUGCAGAGGACGAUUUGCCGGAUGGGCGAGGGUUUCCUACGGGCGGAUCCCUCUGGAGGGCUGCCGGAGCUAUCGCCGUUCUAAUGAAUUUCGCUCUUGCAGUCCACCUCUACUCCGGGAAGACGCUUACCUACCAAACGGAUACCCUUAGAGCCUUCGAAGGAGUCCUCAACGUUAUGCGCUCGGAUCUCUGCCGAGAUUUCCUUUAUGGUAUGCCAUCUUCUGAACUGGAUGUGGCGCUCCUAUGGCGUCCUAUUCAGCAUCUAGAACGCAGACUUGACGAUACUACUAGGGAGGAGCUGUUCCCAAGUUGGAGUUGGGCAGGCUGGAAAGGCAUAAUACACAUACCCGUUUUCGAAUCAACCCAUUUCAGCCGCAUUAUCUUUGUCGAUGCCGAGGACGAGACAGAGUUCACCACGAGUGAAUGGCGUGGAACGGAAAGCGGCUUGACAACCUGUGACGGCGUGGUAUGGCAGCGCAAGCCCUUGGACAUUGACGCUCCACCCGGUUACUUCAGAGACGGGAAACCCAACGUCAUGUUUCCGCAUCCGGUGUCCAAAUCGAUCCCCACUGGAAUGCAAUCGCGAAGAUUUCUACGGGAGGACUCCCACACUUUGACAUUCAAUGCAUUCACAGCGCACAUAUCGACCCAGCCCGGGCAAGGAGUCCUGAAAUUUACCAAGACAGAGUUGAAUUCUGAACUGGAUCCCGGCGUAAAUUCUCGCACGCUCUUGGACCGCUACGGCCGCUUCUGCGGUACCGCGUAUUUUCACUGCGACGGCAGCUCCGGUCUGGAAUCUGAAUGUUUUGAGUUCGCCGCGAUAUCUAGAACUGCGUACGGCGCUGACAAUGAAGCUUGGGAGGACCCGCCGGAAGAUGAUGCUGAUGUACUAGCUCUAAGAGAGGGAUACGCGGAAAGAGAGACGCUGCGUAAGAUGAGCGAUGACAGGGGCGCGGCGUCGUACUUUAACGACUAUUCCUGUGAACUCAAGUGGCAGGCGUAUGAUGUGCUGGCACUGGAGUGGAGGAAUGGAGUUGCUUGCAGAGUGGGCGUUGGAUUCUGUCUUAUUGAGGCUUUUUGGGACGCCGAGCCUGUGAGAAAGAGGAUCCCUCUAGCGUGA